UGAAGUCUCUCUGUGUGUCUGAGCUCUCUGUGUAUUAACACUAACAUGGUUUGUGCCACGCAGGCACAGUGAAGUCAACCCACUGCAGCGGAUGGGUGGGAUCAGCCCCAGCAGCCUGAUAGCCACGUAGCUAGCUACCAACGUUAGCUGUGUAGGUAAGAGCUCCUCUAUCCUCGCUAACGUCAGCGAAGGUUACAAUGGAUUUGCCACAUCAUGGGUACCGAGCAACUAAACAGAGAGCUCGUACAGCUCCUCCAACAGGAGAUUCUGUCCUGUUUGAGGACACCAGCUCUGGAGCACCAGCCAUGAACAGUCAGGCAUACUACACUCCGGGGUACAAUAUGGGAGGACCCUCAAAUGACAUGCAAGGAGAUGCUGCAGUGAACAACCUGUUUGCCGACCCAAUGGCCAAUGCUGCCAUGAUGUACGGUUCCUCCUUAGCCAACACAGGAAAGGAUAUGGUAAACAAAGAGAUCAGCAGAUUCAUGUCUGUGAACAAGCUGAAAUACUUCUUUGCUGUUGAUACCAGAUACGUACUGAAGAAACUUAUGAUCCUCCUGUUCCCUUACACACACCAGGACUGGGAAGUUCGAUACCAUCGGGACACUCCACUGACUCCAAGGCAAGAUGUGAAUGCCCCUGAUCUGUACAUCCCAACAAUGGCUUUCAUUACCUACAUUUUACUUGCUGGAAUGGCCCUCGGAAUUCAGAAACGGUUCAGUCCAGAGGUUCUUGGGCUGUGUGCCAGCACUGCCCUCGUGUGGAUCAUCAUUGAGGUGUUGGUGAUGCUGCUGAGUUUGUACCUGCUGACAGUACACAGCGACCUGUCAACCUUUGACCUCAUCGCCUACAGUGGAUACAAAUAUGUCGGGAUGAUCUUCACAGUGUUGUGUGGCUUACUGUUUGGAAGUGAUGGAUAUUAUGUGGCCCUUGCCUGGUCCUCUUGUGCCCUCAUGUUCUUCAUAGUUCGAUCUCUGAAAAUGAAGAUCCUUCCCUCUAUCUCCUCGGACACCAUGGGAACUGGACCAAGUGCCAAACCCCAGUUCCGCCUUUAUAUCACUGUGGCCACUGCAGUCUUUCAGCCAAUCAUUAUUUACUGGUUAACCUCUCACUUGGUCAGGUGACCAUGAGGUAUUUAAUAACCUGAAGUCCAUGUGUACUGGACCCAAAAAUUGGUUGUUGAGUGUUUGUACGCUGACCUUUAUACACUCUGUUUGUCAGUUAACUCAAAACAUGUAUGUACAGUGUUGAGCUGCAGCGUGUGGACAGCUUGUCAGACGGACAUGUCCAUAGAUCGUUUCAUUGAUUCAACAAGAAAGUUUGACAGAAAAUGUUUCAAUGGAAGACAGUUUUUUUCUUUUGUGAGUGCAUUGUAACACCAACAAAUGCUUAUUUUGGCCACUUAACUUUAAACACAAGGGCUUUCAAUGACAUUUCUUUCAUGAUAUAGAAUCAAUUUAGGUUUGAUUUUAUACAGUCUCUUAACAUACUUUCCAGUAUUUACACCCCCCACAGACACAAACAUGCAUUGUGUGAUUCCAGUACAGUUUUUCUGGUACGGUAAUGUUGCUGCGUUACCUCCCCUCUUGUGAAACCUGGAUUUUAUUUAUCUACAUUUGACAAAGCAUGACCAUGUUUGGAUUUUUUGUAGGAAAAAAUAAAUAUAUUUAGUGUUGCGUAAACACUUUGAGACUUUUUUGGAAGGAACAUAAUCCUGUGUUUGUUGUAUCUGAUUUAUUUCUUUCGGAUAAAUAUGGAUUUAUUUCAGUGAAUAAGAUUUGAUUUGUAAAGACGUUGCCACAGAUUCUCAGAAUUUAUUUGAUUUACAGUGUGUUUUUUUUUUAGAUAUUCAUGUAAUAUUCAAAUUGCCAAUUUGUGGGAACUAAUGUUCACUCCUUGACAUUUUAGAGCCAAAUUGUGCCAUUUUUUUUCUUAUUCUUAAUUCAACACAAAAAUACCAAUAAUAGUACAAUUAUGUAAUAUAUAACAAAGACAGGGAUGACGAUAUUGCAUUGCUGCUUGUGAUAUUGAAAAUAAUGCAUUCAAAAAUGAUUCCUUAAAUAAAUGUAAAUAAGUAUCACUGUCAAA
Messenger RNA from Paralichthys olivaceus (Japanese flounder), 2088 nucleotides. RefSeq names its product Yip1 interacting factor homolog A (S. cerevisiae) (gene yif1a). Gene Ontology annotation, biological process: endoplasmic reticulum to Golgi vesicle-mediated transport. Gene Ontology annotation, cellular component: Golgi membrane; endoplasmic reticulum membrane; COPII-coated ER to Golgi transport vesicle. The record is from RefSeq and is a predicted model, not a curated record. NCBI's taxonomy places the organism in Eukaryota, Metazoa, Chordata, Actinopteri, Pleuronectiformes, Paralichthyidae.